Columba livia (rock pigeon) is the source of this 2647-nucleotide messenger RNA. RefSeq names its product 5-hydroxytryptamine receptor 2B (gene HTR2B). The transcript is spliced from 4 exons. The record is from RefSeq and is a predicted model, not a curated record. Gene Ontology annotation, molecular function: neurotransmitter receptor activity; G protein-coupled serotonin receptor activity. Bases 991 to 2382 code for a protein of 463 amino acids. Gene Ontology annotation, cellular component: plasma membrane; dendrite. Gene Ontology annotation, biological process: release of sequestered calcium ion into cytosol; chemical synaptic transmission; phospholipase C-activating G protein-coupled receptor signaling pathway. NCBI's taxonomy places the organism in Eukaryota, Metazoa, Chordata, Aves, Columbiformes, Columbidae.
CACACACGGGCUGUGGUGCGUGGAGCUGCAAUCUCGAAAAGCCAAGGGUCGUUUACAUGAUCUGCACAUCCUGACACAGCUACAAAGAGCACACACUGGAGAACUGCAUCAAUUAACCCUCUCUGGCUCUUCUCCAGCCAAACCCCCACUCUUCCCUUCCCUGCUUUUCGAGCGCUGGAGCUGGAUACGCCGCAAUGUGUCCACCGGCAAACAAGGGCGGCAGCAGCCCGAGAGCUUUGCUAAGGAACAAAGAGAAAACUGCACAUGGACUCUGCUAAUCACUUAAGUCAUCAAAAGAAUGGAAGAUAAAGGACAGCAAAAAAGAACAAGCUUAUUUCUAUAUAUAUUUUUUAAUACGUGGCAAGAAUGAUUCUUCUCCUCCAUUCAAGAUUUGAAGAAAAUACCUGGGUAAGAAAUAUAGUUUUCCCAAAAUAGAAAUUCUUCAUCUUGGUCUUAGAAGAAACCUAAGUGCUAAGCAAAAGCACACAAAGAGACAAGAUUUAGAAAAAUUAUAAAAACCAAAACCAAAUGAGCAACUUGUUUUCCAGAAAGCAGUGAAAAAUCUUAUCUUAAAAUCCACCGUGUGAUGAAAAAGAAAAUUACAAAGGAUCUCCCUGGCUGCAAAGUGAACUCUACCAAAAUGCAAGAGAAAGAGCUAUUGAUUUGUGUCCUAUCAUCUUCUGAAACUUGAACCUCCCUAAUAAAGGGGAGACCAGACCACUGAACCCCACCAACCAGAGAUGGACACAACACAAGACUUUCAGUUUUAAGACCUAAUUGUGCCCAGCAAGGCACAGGAUAAAAAAAAUACUGGAUACCAGCUUGGACGUGGUCACUGUAUCUCAAAAUAGCAGAUGACCAGUUUGCCAUACUGACCAUGCUGGCCUUUCUUCAGGACCAUCCUGGACCAGUGAGGAACAGCGAACUCUUACAGCGGACGCGAUUCCUGUGCAAAAUACAGCUCCUGAAUACCUUCUGCUGGACACAAAAAUGUCCUAUCCCUUACAUUUCUUGAACGGGUCUGGAGCUGGCAAUGGAUCUUUGUCGCCUCUCUCAGUAACAGCAGAACCCAAGCAGGACGAUCCAAGUGAUGAACAAGGAAACAAAGUGUGUUGGGCAGCGUUACUGAUUCUCCUGGUGAUAAUCCCCACCAUUGGGGGGAACAUACUUGUCAUACUGGCCGUGUCUCUGGAGAAGAAGUUGCAAUAUGCCACCAACUACUUUUUGACGUCCUUGGCGGUGGCAGAUUUGCUCGUGGGUCUGUUUGUGAUGCCGAUUGCCCUUCUCAUAAUAUUAUUUGACAACGCCUGGCCUCUCCCAACUGCCUUGUGUCCUAUCUGGCUGUUCCUUGACGUCCUCUUUUCCACAGCUUCCAUCAUGCACCUCUGUGCCAUCUCACUAGACCGCUAUAUUGCGAUUAAAAAGCCAAUCCAGGCUAGUCAGUACAAUUCAUGGGCUACAACAAUCAUCAAAAUCAUCGUGGUUUGGCUCAUUUCAAUAGGCAUUGCUAUUCCGGUCCCUAUCAGAGGCAUUGAAGAUGGAAAUGGCAACUCUACAAACAUCACGUGUGUCCUGGCGCCAGAUCGUUUUCCUGACUUCAUUCUGUACGGAUCAGUGGCUGCGUUCUUCAUUCCCCUCGCUAUCAUGAUAGUGACUUAUUUUCUGACAAUCCAAGUGCUGCGCAAGAAGGCCUACCUGAUCAACAAGCCACCUCAGCGUUUCACUUGGUCCACAGUGUCCACGGUGUUUCAGCGUGACACAACACCUGCCUCCUCGCCAGAAAAGGUGGCCAUGCUGAAUGGCUCCAGAAAGGACAAGACUUUGUCCAGUGACAUGCCCAUCUGCAGAACCUCUACAAUUGGGAGGAAGUCCAUGCAAACAAUAACCAACGAGCAAAGGGCAUCAAAAGUUCUUGGGAUUGUGUUUUUUCUUUUCUUGUUGAUGUGGUGCCCGUUCUUCAUAACAAACAUAAGUUCAGUUCUGUGCAACUCCUGCGACAAGGAGGUUUUUCAAAAGCUUAUGGAGAUAUUUGUUUGGAUAGGAUAUGUAUCCUCAGGAGUGAACCCUCUUGUCUAUACACUCUUCAACAAAACAUUUAGGGAAGCUUUCAGCAGGUAUAUCACUUGUAACUAUCGGACCACAAAGCCUCUCAAGGCCCUUCGGAAGCGCUCCAGCAGGAUCUCUUUCAGAAGCUCUGUGGCAGAAAAUUCCAAGCUCUUUGUCAUGCAUGGGAUGAGAAAUGGGAUUAACCCCAUUAUGUACCAGAGCCCAAUGAGGCUGAGGAGCUCACCCAUCCAAACCUCAUCGGCCAUUCUGCUGGAUACAUUGCUGCUCACAGAGAAUGAAGUUGAUAAAACAGAAGAACAAGUCAGCUACGUAUAGUGGAAUGGCAGCCAUGUCCACAUCAUAGUAUUACUGUAUAUGUAUUAUUCUAGGUAACUGUGCUGUAAGAGGGUAUAAAUACUAUUGUUUUCUGUUAUUUAUGCAAGCAAUAUCUUAUAAAUUUAUAUUAAUUCCUCUCCUCCUAAGUCUCCUCUACUUUAACCCCAACCCCGUGGUGACAACCACAACCUCAUUCCACGAUAAGUGACCAAUGUCUACAGCCUGUAGCCUACAGGAAGAGGGAAAUAAAGAAGAGCUAAAGCAG